Lachnellula hyalina is the source of this 1281-nucleotide messenger RNA. RefSeq names its product 54S ribosomal protein, mitochondrial (gene MRPL35). The transcript has 2 exons. Lineage: Eukaryota; Fungi; Ascomycota; Leotiomycetes; Helotiales; Lachnaceae. The coding region runs from base 1 to 1281 and encodes 426 amino acids. The record is from RefSeq and is a predicted model, not a curated record.
AUGUCUGCAUGUCAGAAGGCCACCAGGCCAUUGGCCAGAUGUCUGCAGAAUACAAAGUCACUGCCCCAAGCUACCAGAGCAGUUCGAACAUUUACGAGCUCUACGCGCCAAAAUGAGGAGGUUGCCGUCGAGGCCACGAAAGCACCAAAGGUCUGGGAUCCGGAGACAGUCACAUCUAGAAAGGGAGAGAGGGCAUUGAUGAGGAGUGGUGUCAUGCCAAUUGGUUCGAGACGUCGUCGUGCUGCUUUACAAUUCUCCGACAACAUCCCCUUUGAGCAGUUACCGUACCAAUGUUUCCAAGAAGCACUCCAGGUUCUGAGGGAAGAUAGGACAGAGAAGCUGGAGCAGAUCAAGACCGAAAGGCUACGGAUAUCGAAUCUGAUGGCUCAGGAUGCAUCGAAGAUUAAGGGAGGAGAGGUGCAGAAAGAGAAAAGGCUGGAUAGUAUGAGGAGGUAUCUGGAGAAGUUGAAGAUAGAUGCGGAUAUCAAUGAUCCCCUGAUCAAGAAACGAUUUGAGGACGGAGAUGGUGAUAUGAACAAACCCAUCUACCGCUACCUAGCAGACAAACAAUGGCGAAAGUACCAACGACUGCUCAUCCUCCAGCGUAUAAAGCAAUUCAGCGUCGUCCCCGACGUCCUCCCCCAUUUCGAACCCACGGCCGAUGUGCGUCUAGCUUUCAGAACGCGCAGUGUGCAGCACGGGGAAUUCGUCGAUUCCCGAGUCAGCGAAGUCCCCGCGCGGUUGAAGGUACAAGUCUUCGAUAAAGGAGAGAGACUUGUCAGCAUCGUAGUGAUAGACUCGGAUGUACCACUUGCGGAAAGUGAGAACUUUUCAUCGCGCUGCCAUUAUCUUGCCACAAACAUCCCGCUUUCUCCCGUCAUCAACUCGAUACCCCUAUCCAAGAUCUCAACCGAGUCAGUGGUAGUACCUUGGUUGCCACCUUUUGCACAAAAGGGAUCGCCCUAUCACCGCUACUCGGUCUUUGUGCUACAGCAAAAGGCAGGCGAGACGCUGAACGUAGCGGAACUUAAAGAGAAGGUCCAACAAGACGGUUUCGCCCUGCGAAGUUUCCGGGACAAGUACAAGCUCGAUCCUAUUGGGAUGAGCAUCUUCCGCAGCGAAUGGGAUGAAGGAACUGCUGGUGUUAUGGAGCGGGCAGGCGUUGAAGGUGCGGAUAUCGAGUUCAAGAGAAAGAAGGUCAUAGCUCUCAAGCCAAAGCAGAAGGCGAGGGGUUGGGAGGCAAGACAUUCGAGCACGAAGUAUAGGCAGUUGUGGAGAUGA